Messenger RNA from Crotalus tigris (Tiger rattlesnake), 5082 nucleotides. RefSeq names its product solute carrier family 25 member 44 (gene SLC25A44). Gene Ontology annotation, molecular function: branched-chain amino acid transmembrane transporter activity. Gene Ontology annotation, cellular component: mitochondrion. The record is from RefSeq and is a predicted model, not a curated record. Gene Ontology annotation, biological process: branched-chain amino acid catabolic process. NCBI's taxonomy places the organism in Eukaryota, Metazoa, Chordata, Lepidosauria, Squamata, Viperidae. The coding region runs from base 347 to 1288 and encodes 313 amino acids. The transcript is spliced from 5 exons.
CCAUCUUUGUCCAGGGCAGCCGGGCGGGAGCGCGGUUGCCCCGCUCUAAAGUGGCGGCGGUGGCGAGGAGAAGGAGGAGGAGGAAGAAGAGGAGGAGGAGGACGACGAAGAGGAAGAGCAGGGAGGAGGAGGCGGCGUCUGUCGGGGCCCUGCGGGGCGAGCUGAGCCGGAGCGCUGGCCGGUCCGGGAGGAGAGCGCGGCCUCCGGGCAGGAAGGUGACGUCUUGAAGAGAAGAAUCUGCCAAGUCUACAAGGAAUCAGAAGCCAGCAUGAGGAAGAUCACCUGGAUCCACAGCAAAUCCACAGAUCUUCUCCCGCGGCGGGUUCACUGACGGAGGCCGCCAGCCAUGGAGGACAAGCGCAACAUCCAGAUCAUCGAGUGGGAACACCUGGACAAGAAGAAGUUCUAUGUCUUCGGGGUGUGCAUGACGAUGAUAAUCCGCAUCAGCGUCUACCCUUUCACCCUGAUACGGACACGGCUGCAGGUCCAGAGGGGGAAGAGCCUCUACAAUGGGACCUUUGAUGCCUUUGUCAAAAUCCUGCGGGCCGAAGGGGCACCCGGGCUCUAUCGGGGCUUCCUGGUCAACACCUUCACCCUCAUCUCCGGUCAGUGCUACGUGACCACCUACGAGCUCACCCGCAAGUACGUUUCGCAGUACAGCAGCAGCAACACCAUCAAGUCGCUGGUGGCCGGUGGUUCGGCCUCCCUGGUGGCGCAGAGCAUCACGGUGCCCAUCGACGUGAUCUCCCAGCACCUGAUGAUGCAGCGCACGGGCAACAGCAUGGGCCGUUUCCGCGUGCAGGCCCACGAGGGCAUGCGGUUCCCCGUCUUCGGCCAAACCCGGGACAUCAUCGCCCAGAUCUUCAAGGCCGACGGCCUGAGGGGCUUCUACAGGGGCUACGUGGCCUCCCUCCUUACCUACAUUCCCAACAGUGCUGUCUGGUGGCCCUUCUACCACUUCUACGCAGAACAGCUCUCCAGCCUGACCCCCAGGGACUGCCCCCACCUGCUCCUCCAAGCCAUCUCCGGCCCCAUGGCGGCUGCCACCGCUUCCACCCUGACUAACCCCAUGGACGUCAUCCGGGCACGUGUGCAGGUGGGGGGCAAGAACUCCAUCCUCCUGACCUUCAAGCAGCUGAUCGCCGAGGAGGGUCCCUGGGGGCUCACCAAAGGCCUCUCCGCUCGCAUCAUCUCAGCCACCCCCUCCACCAUCGUCAUCGUGGUCGGCUACGAGACGCUGAAGAAGCUCAGCCUGCGUCCGGAGCUGGUGGACUCUCGGCACUGGUAGGCAAGCCGGAAGGGAGACUUCCCUUUCUGAAAGCCUUCGGACCACCUCCUUGACGAGGCAUUACUGCACCAUCCCUGCUACGGACUCUGCUCCGAGACCCCCGUCCCAACCCAGCGCUGGCCUGGCCCCGCCAGAGGAUCGCCUCUGCGUAAACCUGAAUUCCUGCAUUAUUGGGAGAAUCACUUUUCCUCCUCUAUCCUGCUGCUUGGAAAGGACCCAUCGGGCACAGCCACACACAUCACGUUGGAAAGCGGUAAUGCGGUCUAGAAAAUUCUUUGCCUUUGAAUGCUUCCGAAAAGGGUUUUUUUUUUUUCUUAACCGAAUAUUUGAGAAAGAAGGGGGUGCACCAAACACCAGGAAUUAUUUUUAUAGCCUUUCUUUCAGAACUUGGUGUGAUCUGUACAUAGAGAUGUCUCCUUAUUUUGCAUAAACUUGGAAGCCGUUUUUUUGAUCUUCUGUCUCUGAAGAGUAGGAUUUUUGUUUAUAUGUUUCCAAUUGUGUCAACGGUGAUUGAAGGGAAGUUCCCUUCUGGUCUGUACAGUUGUGCUGCCCAACUGCAUUUGUGUGUGUGUGUGUGUGUGUGUGUGUGUGAGAGAGAGAGAGAGAGAGAGCGCUAGCUUCUGGGCAGGGGGAUUAAAACCCACCCAGGGAGAGAUGUGCACUUUAUCCUCCUGGAUUUCCCUCGUGUGAGUGUAGACAAAAGGAAAAAAAAAAAUAACCAGAUCCCUCUCGUAAUAGUCUCCUCCUUACCCUGAGCACACAGAGAAAUGUGAUGGUUGUUUAUUGGGGGCUACAUUUGAAAGGCAAGGCUGAAAAAAACCUAGGCUAAUGCUACUUUUGGUCGUCGUGUAAGUGGGACUGUCUGAAUCACCGAAUGAAUAUUUCAUUUAACGUGUGGGACGGGGGGGUUGGGAAGGAAGGGAUCUGGGUUUUUGGGAAGAGAACUCCUUUGAAGCCUAACUCCGAGGGAAGAGCGGCUGCUCCCUUGGGCUGGGCCAGCUGGGCUCCACCGUGCAGCCUUUUCCAAGGCCCAGCAGCAUCGGUGGACUCCGUCCUGCCCUCUUGCCACCAUUUGUAUGCUGCGACUCUGGUGCUGCCUCUCCCCAAGCUCCUCUUCGCCCCGAAUGCAGGUACAAAAGCCUUAGAAGGCAGGGAGGGGCUGCAGGGGCUGUAAGGAAACCCACUUGCUUUAAAAUUAAGUAUUUGGUGGUGGCGGGAUUAGAAGCAGUACCAGUGAGGUGUUAUUCUCUCCACUUUGGAGAGGCUUUUCUUGCAAGCAGCGUUUAAUGUCUAACGGUUUGUGUCUGCCCUAAUCAUGGGCUGCAAAGGACCUUAAACCCUUAAACAUGGGUAAGUUUCAGCUGCCUGGGGAAGGCUGGGAGUUGAAGUCUGCAUAUUUUAAAGUUGCCCAGGUUGAAAGAUCCUUCUGGGUCAGGGGUCUGCAAACUCGGCAAUUUAAGACUUGUGGGCUUCAGCUCCUGGAAUUCCUCAGCCAGCCGUCCUCGACAGUGUAUGUUGUGGAGCACACGGUCAGCACACCAAAGCUACCUGCUGGCCACUCCACCAGACUCUCUUAUGAAAACGACCUCCUCCCCAAAUUCAAGCAAGUCUCUUGGGCUUUCUUUCAUUUAAAGCAGUGUUUCUCAACCUCAGAAACUUUAAGAGGGGUGGGCUUCCAACCCCCAGCCGGCUGAAGGAUUCUGGGAGUCAAGGUCCACCCAUUUCAAAGUUGCUGAGGUUGAGAGACACUGGAAAAGGAUGAUGGGAGGUGAGUCCUGGAGAGAGAGGUGGUUGGCAAUUUCAGUAGGACUAGGAAUUUGGGAUGGGUGGGGAAAACGUUCCCCAAAGUACACAUCUCACGGGCCCCAAAUCAGCCCUCCGUGGAAGCAAAGCUGGACCUGUGCAAUUUUUAGCCCUUACUGGCUUUGCCCAGCUUAAUUUCUUUUGGAUGUCCUAAGAUUUCUCAACGUUAGUUUAUUUUCAAUAGGAGAGCAUUUCUCCAGAUGUGCCACAUCUGGGCUUGAAUGCACGCUUCAAGCUCAGCCUUUGGGGUUGCUGGUGGCCUUUGGAGGGGGUGGUUGACGGGGUCCGGGAUGGCCAAAGGAGACUUCCUCCCUCUCCACAGAAGACUUCACAACUCUACCACAAUGCAGUUGUGGCAUAGCCAAGAAAAAUAAGGUAAAUUUGGUUGAAUGUAAAGUGAAUCCUCCCCCCCCCCCCAAAAAAAAAUUCCUUUGAGCUGCUGAAAAAGAAUCUGUAAAUCUGUUAUGAGCUGGGUUGUUUCCCCCCCCCCCCGACUUGCUAAAAUACCAAGAUAGUAAGCUUAAGAAGGAGGGGCUGCUCCUGGUGUUGACGGACAAGGCUCUCUGCAAAAUGAGAUGGCUGGUGUGAGAACCGGAGCAGGGCCUGGAGGGGUUAGGGUUAGCUGCCCCCCUGCAGCCGAACGGUGAUCAAAAUGCUUGGCACUUCAGCAAGAGGAAGGGCAGAACCCCCUCGGUGCCACCCCCUGCCGAACUCACCUGUGACGGAGGAGCUUUUCCUAUUAGCACGAUUCCAAGCACCACUUUUAAUCACUACUGAACUGAGAUUUCAUUCCAUUCUUUCGCCAGACCAGUUAAUUCUCAGGCGGGGCAACUUUCAGCUAGGUCAGUGUUUCCCAAACUUGACAAUUUACUGGCUGUGGAAUUCUGGGAGUUGAAGUCCACAUGCCUUAAAAUUGUCAAGUUUGGGAAACACUGACCUAGCUUGACUUCAACCUCCAAAGAGAGAGUGUAGCUGGCUGGGGAACUGUGGGAGCCGAAACUUUGCCUGAGAAACUCCAUUUUGGACAUCUUCCUUUGAUGUAAUGGUACGCUGAUUUAAUAGGUUUCUCAUUCAAAUUAUCGAGAAUCUGUAGGGAGCACUGCUGAAGUAUUCUCAGGAAGCUGUAGCUAUUAGCUAAAGGAUUCUCCCAACUUGGCAACUUUGAAGACUUCAACUCCCCGGCUGGGGAAUUCUGGGAGUUGAAGUCCACAAGUCUUAAAAGUUGCCAAGUCUGGAGAAUCCCUGAGCUAAACCACGCCACAUAGACUUUUUAUGGGAAUGGGGGGGGGCAGGUGGGGGGAAUAAGGCUGAGAGGAAAUCAACCAGAGCAACCUAAAAUAAGGAUUCUUUUAUUGUCCAGCUGAGAGUUAAUUCCGAGGUCCCUAAUAUGGUGCCUGCCUUUUCAGUAUGGAGUUUGAAUGUAUUUGUGUACAGUACAUUAAAGCUGGUUUCAGUUUUGCACUGUGAGAAGUCUUUAAAAGUGUAAUUAAAGUUUUUAUUAUUUAUUUGAUCUUUUUUUGUGGAGGGCUUUCGUUUGUGCAGUUAAGGUGAAGAGAACUGGCAGGUAUUGUCCUAAGAUGUUCCCAGGAGUCCCCCAGGGACCACCCGAGAAGGUGAGAUUCAAAGACACCAUUCACAAAGCACUAUGAGGGGAACCAGCAUUCAGGAGAAUGAGUGAACAUGGAUUUUAAGAAAAGAAAAGGCAUUAUUUUACUAUUUGUGACAUACCUGGAAAAGAAUCCAGAGCAGGUGAUUCCAAAACUACAGACACAAGUCAUUUAAAAGUAGAUUUUGUUGCACAUACAGCCUUCAUCCUUUUGUCUAAUGGAGGAAAUCCUUUUGGUGAUCAAAAAGGGAAAUGUGUAGGGUUUUUUAAUUUAUUAUUUUAUUAUCUGGUGGAUUUUUAAUAUUCUGUAAACUGCCUGAAGUCACCUAUGUGUGAGUUGGGCAGCUAUAUAAAUUUGUUUAAUAAAUAAAAUGCUCAGGCGUGA